UCGCCCACUGCGGCUGCGGGCACCGGAUACCGUGCUCCAGGCUGGCCGGGGAUGCGAGCUGCUCCCGCGACGGCAUGGCAGCCUCAGGGUGGGGCCGAGGAUGCGACAUUCUCAUCUUCUACAGCCAAGAUGCGGAGGAAUGGUGCCAGUACUUACAGGACCUUUUCAUAUCCUGCCAUCAGGUCCGCAGCCAGAAGAUGCGGACAUACCGGCUGGGUCCGGAUACCUCCUUCUCUGCCCAGGACCUGUGGGUGUUCCGGGAUGCACGGUGCAUGCUGGUGCUACUGUCUGCGGGGCUGGUGGAAUGUUUCUGCCAGCCAGGACUGCUGCCGGUGCUGCAGCGCGCCUUCCACCCUCCGCAGCGGGUGGUGCGGCUGCUGUGCGGAGUGCAGUCAGAGGAUGAGGACUUUGAGACCUUCUUUCCGGAGUGGGCGCAUUGGCAGGAGCUCACCUGUGAUGAUGAGCCGGAGACCUACCUGGCGGCUGUGAGAAAAGUCAUUUCUGAAGAUUCUGGCUGUGAUUCAGUAACUGACACGGAGCCCGAGGACGAGAGAGCUCUUCCUCUCUCAAAGCAGACAAACCUGCCUCUGGAGACGUCGCCUGGGAACCUGAUGGUGGUGCAGCCGGACCGCAUUCGCUGUGGGGCAGAAACCACCGUGUACGUCAUCGUGAGAUGCAAGCUGGAUGAGAAGGUGUCGACAGAGGCAGAGUUUUCCCCUGAGGACUCCCCCUCCGUCCGGGUGGAGGGCACGCUGGAGAAUGAGUACACGGUUUCGGUGAAGGCUCCAGACCUCUCCUCUGGCAAUGUUUGUCUGAAGGUCUAUUCUGGGGACUUGGUGGUAUGUGAAACCACCAUCAGCUAUUAUACUGACAUGGAGGAAAUUGGGAACUUACUGUCCAGUGCUGCAAACCCUGUGGAGUUCAUGUGUCAGGCCUUUAAAAUUGUACCCUACAACACAGAGACUCUUGAUAAACUGCUCACAGAGUCCCUGAAGAACAACAUCCCUGCAAGUGGACUGCAUCUCUUUGGAAUCAACCAACUGGAAGAAGAAGAUAUGAUGACAAAUCAGAGGGAUGAAGAGCUGCCCACCCUAUUGCAUUUUGCUGCAAAGUAUGGAUUGAAGAACCUUACGGCCCUGUUACUCACCUGUCCAGGGGCUCUCCAGGCAUAUAGUGUGGCCAACAGGCAUGGCCACUAUCCCAACACCAUUGCCGAGAAACACGGCUUCAGGGACCUGCGCCAGUUCAUCGACGAGUAUGUGGAGACAGUGGACAUGCUGAAGAGUCACAUUAAAGAGGAGCUGAUGCAUGGCGAGGAGGCUGACGACGUGUACGAGUCCAUGGCCCACCUGUCCACAGACCUGCUCAUGAAAUGUUCCCUCAACCCUGGCUGUGACGAGGAGCUGUAUGAGUCCAUGGCUGCCUUUGCCCCAGCAGCCACAGAAGACCUCUAUGUUGAAAUGCUUCAGGCCAGUGCAGGUAACCCAGGCUCUAGAGAAAGCCUCUCUCGGCCCACCAAGGACUCAAUGAUCCGCAAGUUCCUAGAAGGUAACAGCGUGAAACCAGCCAGUUUGGUGAGAGAGCAGUACCAUGCCCACCAGGAGGAUAUUUAUCACACUGUGGAUGAAGAUGAGACCUUUUCUGUGGACCUGGCCAACAGGCCUCCUGUCCCCGUGCCCAGGCCAGAGGCCAGUGCUCCUGGCCCUCACCCACUGCCCGACAACAAGCCAUACAUUUCUAAAGUUUUUGCAGAAAAAAGUCAGGAGCGACCUGGGAAUUUCUAUGUUUCUUCGGAGAACAUCAGAGAAGAGGCACCUGUGAGGCCAUGGAGGGACAGGCCCCCGUCGAGCAUCUAUGACCCAUUUGCUGGGAUGAAAACACCAGGCCAGCGGCAGCUCAUCACCCUGCAGGAGCAGGUGAAGCUAGGCAUCGUCAAUGUGGAUGAGGCCGUACUGCACUUUAAAGAGUGGCAACUCAACCAGAAGAAACGAUCAGAGUCCUUCCGCUUCCAGCAGGAAAAUCUUAAAAGACUAAGAGACAGCAUCACCCGAAGACAGAGAGAGAAGCAAAAAAUGGGAAAGCAUUCAGAUCUGGAGAUCACAGUCCCAAUUCGGCAUUCACAGCACCUGCCUGGAAAAGUGGAGUUUGGAGUGUAUGAGAGCGGCCCCAGGAAGAGUGUGUUUCCCCCGAGGACGGAGCUGAGACGUGGAGACUGGAAAACCGACAGCACAUCAAGCACAGCAAGCAGCGCGAGUAACCGAUCCAGUACACGGAGUCUCCUCAGCGUGAGCAGUGGCAUGGAGGGCGACAAUGAGGAUAAUGAAGUCCCUGAAAUUACUCGAAGUCGUAGCCCAGGUCCUACCCAAGUGGACGGAGCACCAGUUGUGACCCUUGAGAGACCCCCCAGGGUGCCUCCUCGAGCCGCUUCACAGAGGCCUCUAACCCGGGAGCCUUUCCAUCCUCCUCCACCAGUUCCCCCCAGAGGUCGCUGAUUCCCUCUCCUGAAUCAAGCCUACUACAGACUUUUAAGACUUGUGGUUUGCCGCCUGUUGCCGAAGUCUUCACAUUGACUAUUCUGCAUGACUGCGGACCUUGAGAUUCACCAUCACUGCUGAUGUUGCAGCCCCGCUGCUUUGGGUGUCCCUCAAAGACAUUAAGGCGCGUUGGAAUCUGAGACUAAGGACCUUGUUCAACAUCGCCGAGUGUAUUGUGUCACAUUCUUGGUUGCCAAAAGGAUGAAGACUCUAUCAAAAUACUUACCUCUCGUGUCCUAUAGCAGGAGCCAAACAGGGUUGACGGAAAAGUACUUAACAAGCGAGUGUCCUGCAGUAAACAUGGAUUCAUUACUACACACCUGCUAGUUUCUAGAAGUGGUGGUAGAGUUUCCAGCAGAAGUGGCCUAACUUUGAAGCAGUUCUACAUUUCUAUGUGUGUGCUGGGGCUGGUCACAUACAAAACACUGUCAAUG
Molecule: messenger RNA, 2968 nt
Organism: Microtus oregoni (creeping vole)
Lineage: Eukaryota; Metazoa; Chordata; Mammalia; Rodentia; Cricetidae
Gene: Pik3ap1
Product: phosphoinositide-3-kinase adaptor protein 1
Exons: 17
Coding region: 75-2492 (805 amino acids)
Biological process (GO): signal transduction
Cellular component (GO): cytosol
Molecular function (GO): signaling receptor binding; phosphatidylinositol 3-kinase regulatory subunit binding
Source: RefSeq, a predicted model, not a curated record